CGGUUGAUUCAAUUUUGGCACAUUGUCGUUUCAUAUUAUUCGUAAGGAUUUUUGUUCCGAUGUCAUAAAGAUCUGAAAUAUGUACCUAUUUACGCUGAAAUUUUAAUUUAUUGGAUUGAAGAGGCUAUAAUUUUAAAAAGCAAACGACUAUGGAACAAGAAACAAUUACGAUUUCCAAUCAAAUCACGACUGCCGCGUCUGCAUUAUCUUUACCGAAUGUAGAUUCUAACCCUCAGUGCAAGUUGUUUUCUGAAGAGGUUUGCCCAGCAACUUUCGUAUGUCAUCGAUGUAAGAAAUCGUUCUACAACGCCAUGGCACUACAGAAUCACAAGAACAUGCAGCACGAUGCUGACAGUUCAUGCAGCGAGAGUGACCAAGUCACUUCUUUCAUGCGUUCUAAUGAUCAGAUACUCAACGACUUCUGUGGAUUCAAGUUUAUACCGCGCACGAAUCCAGAUUUAGAUACCAACACCAGCGUCCAGGACGGCAUCACCACACGCACUUUCACAGAGGACAUAUCCUACCUCAUCGUAAAGAUAGAAGGGUAUGAUCUCGACUUGAACUUGAGUCUCAAGAGGUCCAGGUUAGAAGGAGCCGUAAAAAAGGCGAAACACAAAGCUGGGAAACCGUUAGUUGAUUUAAGGGGCCCUUUUACGUGCACGCUUCCAUCAGAGCUGUAUCCAGGCAUGCAAUGCCGUCAAAUCUUCUUCAACUGUUGUGACUAUUCUAUGCACUAUAGAGAAGAGCACACAAAAAGGCGCAAAGCGGCGCUGCGCUGCCAAGUCUGCGAGAAGCGACUGGACACGGACCAAUCACAUUCUGUAACCGCCUUACAGCAGCCCGUUAACCGCAUCACAUUCGCCUGUCGCAUCUGUGGACAGACGUUCCUCACAGGCGCUCAAUACGACGAACAUAACCGCACUGUCCAUGCCAAGAUAAAACCACACCAGUGCUCAAUAUGCGCAAAGCGAUUCACUCAACAAGGCGGCUUACAACAGCACAUGCGUAUGCAUACAGGUGUCAGACCCUUCGUCUGCUCCUUUUGUCCAAAAGCUUUCACCCAAAAAGCUGGUUUGGAUCAACACCUGCGCGUGCACACAAAGAUAAAGCCUUUUAAAUGCGUAAUCUGCAGCAAAUGCUUCUCUCAAUCUGUCCAUUUGCGGCAACACAUGAGAACCCAUACCAACAUCCAGCCUUUUGAGUGUUUUGUGUGUGGGAAGCGGUUUAAACAAAGCAGCCAUCUUAAUUUCCAUAUGAGAUCGCAUGUCGGGGAAACGAGUUCCCUAGUGGUGGAACGGUACGCUCAGGAGGUGCCACAGCAGAACCAACUAGAGUUUUUAAACCUGGCUAAUCUACAGCCGAUCCAAGAUGGCGAAACUUUAUAUUACGCUGCCGAGCUAGCUGCUGGCCCGCCGGGGCAUAACAGUUUUAAUUAUCAAUCUCAAGAGGCUUUGCCAGAAAAUGUUCUUUCUUUCUAAUUGUUAAUGUUAUGAGCAAAAUUAUUGUGUUAAUACAGGCUCACAUUCUUUGUAAGUGUUAUUAUAAUAGUUAAGUCA
Molecule: messenger RNA, 1556 nt
Organism: Plodia interpunctella (Indianmeal moth)
Lineage: Eukaryota; Metazoa; Arthropoda; Insecta; Lepidoptera; Pyralidae
Product: zinc finger and SCAN domain-containing protein 22-like
Exons: 5
Coding region: 150-1478 (442 amino acids)
Biological process (GO): regulation of transcription by RNA polymerase II
Cellular component (GO): nucleus
Molecular function (GO): DNA-binding transcription factor activity, RNA polymerase II-specific
Source: RefSeq, a predicted model, not a curated record